This is a messenger RNA of Rhizopus microsporus ATCC 52813, 1145 nucleotides long. Its product is annotated as P-loop containing nucleoside triphosphate hydrolase protein. The transcript has a single exon. The coding region runs from base 23 to 1084 and encodes 353 amino acids. The record is from RefSeq and is a predicted model, not a curated record. Gene Ontology annotation, molecular function: ATP binding; kinase activity. Lineage: Eukaryota; Fungi; Mucoromycota; Mucoromycetes; Mucorales; Rhizopodaceae. Gene Ontology annotation, cellular component: cytoplasm.
UGCUUCUUUUAUUAUAUAAAUAAUGUAUCAGCAAUAUGCCAUAUUACCACAGACUAAAGAAUCAUUAUCUCACAUCUUGAAGCAUUAUUCGCUCUUUGCAAACGACAGAAAACAACGUGGACUGACUGAACAACCGAUGAUUGUAGGAGUAUCAGGAUGUCAAGGCAGUGGCAAGACAACUCUCUGCGACACACUAACCUAUUUAUUAAAGCAAGAACCAUAUCAACUAAGAGUUGUCAAUUUCUCAUUGGACGAUGUCUAUUUGACUCACCAAGAGCAAAUCGCCCUUGCUCAAAGAUAUCCAGAGAAUAAAUUAUAUCAACAACGAGGUCAAGCAGGAUCGCACGAUCUUACUUUGGCUAUUGAGACAUUUAAAGCACUCCUGAUGAACCAACCAAGUGUGUCUAUUCCUGUCUAUGACAAAUCAUUAUUUGAUGGUCAAGGGGAUCGAUUACCUAAACAAGACUGGAAGCAAGUCAGAGGGCCGUUUGAUAUAGUUCUUUUUGAAGGCUGGAUGUUGGGAUUCCGACCAGUAGAGGAAAAGACAUUGGAGGCCAUGUAUACAUCGAGAAAGACGCUUCAAUCUGUCAGAUUGGAUGAUUUAAAAGUGAUGAACGAACAUUUGAAACGAUACGAGACUGAACUUUACCCCUACCUUGAUCUCUUCAUUCAUCUUUCUCCUCUCGAUAUACAGCAAGUCUAUCAAUGGCGACUGGAACAAGAACAUCACAUGAAGAUGACAAGAGGUGUGACUGGGUUAUCAGAUGAAGCAGUUAAGCAAUUUGUGAAUACAUAUAUGCCCGCUUACGAACUAUAUCUACCUCAAUUAAACACAAAGAGCUUAUUUGAACUAAGCGACAAACAAGAUCACCAUUUAAAGAUUGUAUUGGAUGGGGAACGAAAGGUAAUUCAAUCUGAGAUUUUAUUACAAACAAGCAAUACGAUACAAAAACGACAGACAGGAUGGAUCAAUAGAGGGUACUUGUUUGUCACUUGUUGUGUUUUGAUGAUUGGAAUUAUGGGAUAUAGACGCCCAAAAUUGUUUGACAGUGUGUUUCGUGUUUAUGAUAAAAUUAAAAAAUGACGUUAUAAACGCGCAUUUUGUGUACCUCUUUUUUUAUCUUUUUCUUUCUUUUCUUCUUUAC